Messenger RNA from Pongo pygmaeus (Bornean orangutan), 3832 nucleotides. It is a transcript of the gene CYP39A1, whose product is annotated as cytochrome P450 family 39 subfamily A member 1. Bases 237 to 1499 code for a protein of 420 amino acids. The transcript is spliced from 11 exons. NCBI's taxonomy places the organism in Eukaryota, Metazoa, Chordata, Mammalia, Primates, Hominidae. Gene Ontology annotation, molecular function: heme binding; oxysterol 7-alpha-hydroxylase activity; iron ion binding. The record is from RefSeq and is a predicted model, not a curated record. Gene Ontology annotation, biological process: cholesterol homeostasis; bile acid biosynthetic process.
GCAUUUUUUCCGCGCUGGCUGAGAUUCAAAGAGAAGUGGAGGUGGGAGGGAGCGACAAUGCAAAAAUCACAUAAAAAUUGGGACAGAGGAAGGAAGCUACAGUUACGAAGGAGAGCUGCAAAAGUUGCAGUAGAAAGGUUCGGAGUCCCGACAGGUUCCGUAGCCCACAGAAAAGAAGCAAGGGACGGCAGGACUGUUUCACACUUUUCUGCUUCUGGAAGGUGCUGGACAAAAACAUGGAACUAAUUUCCCCAACAGUGAUUAUAAUCCUGGGUUGCCUUGCUCUGUUCUUACUCCUUCAGCGGAAGAAUUUGCGUAGACCCCCGUGCAUCAAGGGCUGGAUUCCUUGGAUUGGAGUUGGAUUUGAGUUUGGGAAAGCCCCUCUAGAAUUUAUAGAGAAAGCAAGAAUCAAGUAUGGACCGAUAUUUACAGUCUUUGCUAUGGGAAACCGAAUGACCUUUGUUACUGAAGAAGAAGGAAUUAAUGUGUUUCUAAAAUCCAAAAAAGUAGACUUUGAACUAGCAGUGCAAAAUAUCGUUUAUUGUACAGCAUCAAUUCCAAAGAAUGUCUUUUUAGCACUGCAUGAAAAACUCUAUAUUAUGUUGAAAGGGAAAAUGGGGACUGUCAAUCUCCAUCAAUUUACUGGGCAACUGACUGAAGAAUUACAUGAACAACUGGAGAACUUAGGCACUCAUGGGACAAUGGACCUGAACAACUUAGUAAGACAUCUCCUUUAUCCAGUCACAGUGAAUAUGCUCUUUAAUAAAAGUUUGUUUCCCACAAACAAGAAGAAAAUCAAGGAGUUCCAUCAGUAUUUUCAAGCUUAUGAUGAAGAUUUUGAGUAUGGGUCCCAGUUGCCAGAGUGUCUUCUAAGAAACUGGUCAAAAUCCAAAAAGUGGUUCCUGGAACUGUUUGAGAAAAACAUUCCAGAUAUAAAAGCAUGUAAAUCUGCAAAAGAUAAUUCCAUGACGUUAUUGCAAGCUACGCUGGAUAUUGUAGAGACGGAAACAAGUAAGGAAAACUCACCCAAUUAUGGGCUCUUACUGCUUUGGGCUUCUCUGUCUAAUGCCGUUCCUGCUGCAUUUUGGACACUUGCAUACGUCCUUUCUCAUCCUGAUAUCCACAAGGCCAUUAUGGAAGGCAUAUCUUCUGUGUUUGGCAAAGCAGGCAAAGAUAAGAUUGAAGUGUCUGAGGAUGACCUGGAGAAACUCCUUCUAAUUAAAUGGUGUGUUUUGGAAACCAUUCGUUUAAAAGCUCCUGGUGUCAUUACUAGAAAAGUGGUGAAGCCUGUUGAAAUUUUGAAUUACAUCAUUCCUUCUGGUGACUUGUUGAUGUUGUCUCCAUUUUGGCUGCAUAGAAAUCCAAAGUAUUUUCCUGAGCCUGAAUUGUUCAAACCUGAACGUUGGAAAAAGGCAAAUUUAGAGAAGCACUCUUUCUUGGACUGCUUCAUGGCAUUUGGAAGCGGGAAGUUCCAUUGUCCUGCAAGAAAAGGUUUUUGAACAUCUCAUCUGUGCCAGGCCCUCUUCUAAGCUUCAGAGAGCACUGAGGAAGACCGACAUGGUCGCUGACUUCAUAGAAUGUACAAUCUACAUUAAAUUUAUCACAUUUCUUCAUUGGGGAUGAUUCUGUAGGGGAAACGCCAGUACCUGUUUAUGACAAAAUCUCUCUCAAUGAAUGUAGAAAUCUAUUAAAUUUUUAUAUUUAAAAAAUUGUAGUUUCUUGAAGUCAGUCCUCUUCAUUAUUUGAACAAUAAUGCCAGUCUAUAUUUGCAAUUAUUAAUUGCUCCACAGUAUCCAUUCUAUCCUUCCAUUCUUCAUGUGUUUAGAGUAUUGGUAUGAUUUUAGUAAUUUACGCUUCCCCUAAAAUAGUAUUAAUUAGUCAUAGGCAAUCAUGGAAAUUCUAUCCUCAUUUUAGACAUUAUUCUAGAAAUCUAAGCCUAAGCAAAUGGGUGCCUGGUGUUUUGCUGAGCUGCUUAGGAAGUUGAGCUAAACUGGCCAAACAGAGUGAAAGGAGAGACUUCUUCAGGAUGAGGCCCUGUUCAUCCUGUCCCACUGGAUAUGAACAAGGAAGCAUGCAGCCUCAGAUGUUACUAGCAGCAAGUUCAAGAGGAAUAAGCUGUAUGAUGGUGCAGUCUGUAGAUGGCAGAGCAGAAAUAUAGUAGGAGCCUGAAUCCCUGGAAUCUCAGUAAUAUUAUUUUGUCGCUGAAUUCGUCAGUUUUGAGGAGCUUGUCUACUUCCUGUUAUGUUAGAUAAUAAGUGUCCUUACUUUUGAAGUCAGUUUUAGUUGAGGGUUCCAUUGUUUGGAGCUGAAUACCCACCAUAUACUGACAUACCCACCAUAAAACUCCAAAGCUGAACAUUGUAAUUGAGUAUCUGUUACUUUAGGGACAUCAUAUAACACACAACAACAUUAGCAACAAAAACCCAUCGUGCUCAUCCUGCCUCUCAUAUUAUUUUCACUUUAGAGAAGCAGUUCUUAAGUCAAUAACAAAUUUUUUGUUUUUGUCACAUACCAAAUGUCAAUGUCCUAAGAAUAGCUCUUCUAAAAACAAUAGAUGCUACUUUUUUCAGGUUUCUUUAUAUCGCUAUAUCUAUCUAUCUAUCUAUCUAUCUAUCUAUCUAUACCAAUAGCAACUAAAUAAUUUAUUAUAAUCAUCCUUGACCUGGAGCUAGCAGUAUUUUAAACCAAUGACUGAAAUGUCUUGCAAUGGAGUGUGUAGUAUGGGCCAAUGGUCAAGGAUUACCUGCUGACUAUUGUUUUCAAGAGGUGCUAUUACUACCUUCCAUGAUGACAUUUGAGGCUAACAGACAUUUUUUUGAGUUUGAAAGUAAUUGGUAUAAUAAAGGGAACCAUGAUGCUGCAACUCAAUCAAUAAUAUCUUCUUUAGACAGAAACUAUGUAUUUUUAGAGUGUGCUGAGCUCUUACUCGGUGCAAGGCAGUGCUCUGGCUACCAUAGGGGCUUUGGGCAUGAGUAAGACAUGUUCUCAACCCACAUGAGAAACAACUUAGUAGGGGCAAAGUGGACAUUGAGUUAAUAAAUAACUGCAAGGAUUUCUGGUCGAGAGAUGCCAAAGCGUCACACUGAGCUUCAAGAGAAAGAAUACAUCUGGUCAAGAUGCUCUCAGAAGAUUUCCUGGGGAAAGUGGCAGAAGACCUUUUAGCUUGAGACAACAGAAUGAGCAAAGGGUUACUAAGCACAGAGGCAUGUGGCUUAAGGCCUUAUGGUUUUACUGUUAGUGGGACCAGAUUACAGUGGUGAGAAGUAAGGCUGAAAGUGUACACUGGCCCAAUUGAAAAGGCCGCUUAAUACCUGAUAUAUGAGUUUAUAUGCAGCUCACAUGGCGCUAAUAAAGAACUAAAAGGUUUUGGGCAGAAUGGAUUCGUGUGAAGCAUGACUUAGGUUAUAUGGUUAUGCUAAUAUUCUAUGUGUGAGACAUGGAGUGGUAGACUCUACCAGAUUUGGAAGAUAAUUAGAAGCGGGGGUUAGGUGAGAGGAAGGCUUUGAGGUGGACUGUGGCUUUAGAUCCAGGUGUCUGGUAGAGAUGGUGGAAAUAGAGAAAUCAGGAAUGAGGGAGAGUCUGGGAGCAAGAUCUGAAGUUUUCCUUUGAAAGUAGAGUGUGUCAAUAUAUAUAUAUCAGUUAACCAAAAUCUACCAGUUAAAUAUAAAUGUUGAAUACAUGUGACCUAUUUAAGAAACCUCAUUAAGUUUAGUUUUCUACUGUUUCUGUUUUAAAAUGUCCUUAAUUUUGUCAUAUUACUUAUUACUUAUUUUAAACAGCCAAUGCAUGAAAUGUUUUGUUUCUAAAGAGAAAUAAAAUAGCAAAUUGUUCA